This is a messenger RNA of Saprolegnia diclina VS20, 1279 nucleotides long. RefSeq lists its product as hypothetical. Bases 86 to 1234 code for a protein of 382 amino acids. The record is from RefSeq and is a predicted model, not a curated record. The transcript has 10 exons. NCBI's taxonomy places the organism in Eukaryota, Oomycota, Saprolegniomycetes, Saprolegniales, Saprolegniaceae.
GCGACAAAUCCGACAAUUUGUGGGCUGCGUCGGGCAAUAAGAAAGCGUCGACGCAAAGACGCCCGCUGCCUCGUCGUCCGUCACCAUGGACCUCUUCAAGUCGCUGCUCGGCUUUGACGACUGGACGGGCAAGCCCCACAAGUUCUGCUCCAUGCACACGGUCGUCGUUCUCGGCGGGCUCUUUGUGCUCGUCCUCGCCGAGGUGACGGAGCGCUUUACGUUCAAGCUCAUGCUCGACCGCAUGGAGUCGUACCGGUACUUUCUCAUGCAAAUGAGCACGUUCCUCUACAUUCCGCCGAUGUUUUGCAUCGUGGGCUACAAGGCGACGCAAUCGGAUUUCAUCGACGAAGAAGUCACCGAAUUUCCAAAGUCCAAGUUUUUCGUCAUGGGCAUGCUCGACCUCGCCCAGUCGAUGCUACUCUUCCUACCUGGUGGCAAGACGCCGGCGACGCUCACUGUGAUCUUUUUACAAGCGUCCGUGCCGGCGACGAUGCUGUUCGCCCAGAUCCUCCUCAAGGACGAGUACAGCAAGUUCCAUGUGCUUGGCGGCAGCAUCAUGAUGGCUGGCAUCCUUGUCGGCCUCCUCCCCGUCUUUUCCAUGGUGCUCAGCGACGUGUACGAAGAGCAAGAAAUGGCGUGGAAUUCGCUGUGCUAUCUCUUGGCAGCGAUUCCUGGCGCGCUCUCGGUGCUCUACAAGGAGAAGGCGCUUGCGACGCAGCCCAUGGACGUCUACUACCUCAAUGCGUGGGUUGCGGUCUAUCAAUUUAUCGGCGGUCUUCUCGUCGCGCCUUUGGCGUUCGAUAUUCCGGCGCUGCACCUCGACCAGCGCAUCAGCGGCCUCGAGUGUUUGGUCAACGGCGUCUCGGAGAUUCGCACCGACAAGUGCCACCUCGGGCUCGGCCUUUUGCUCCUUUUCCUCGUGUGCAAAGUCGUCGCCUUCUUCGGCGUCGGCUUUGUCUUGCAACACACGAGCGUCUCGGUGCUCUACAGCGGGUACACGGCCGCGCUUCCCAUGGCCUUUGUGCUUCUCGAGUGGUACCAGCAGGACCAAGACGGUCCGCUCUCGUCUGUGUGGAGUGACGCAUUUUCGUGUGCGGUCGUGCUACUGGGCCUCGUCUUGUAUCGGCUGAACCCUGAGCCUGGCAUGGAGGCAACGACCAUGUCGGCGGCCGAGAAGGAGGCGCAGUCGCUUUUGCUCGACGACGCGUCGGACUUUGGCUUGCGAUACACUUAGAACACUCCACUAGUAUGCGACGUUUAACCUACUCUACCCUCUCCA